Molecule: messenger RNA, 1578 nt
Organism: Polyodon spathula (Mississippi paddlefish)
Lineage: Eukaryota; Metazoa; Chordata; Actinopteri; Acipenseriformes; Polyodontidae
Product: orexin receptor type 2-like
Exons: 7
Coding region: 73-1398 (441 amino acids)
Biological process (GO): feeding behavior; circadian sleep/wake cycle process; G protein-coupled receptor signaling pathway
Cellular component (GO): membrane
Molecular function (GO): orexin receptor activity
Source: RefSeq, a predicted model, not a curated record
UGGGUUUUACAGAGCGUCGGUGCAGACCUGAGUAAAGUAACGAGCAUCAGUGAGUACUCAACACCUUGAGUGAUGUCUGGGAUAAACGUGGAUUCUGUCUCUCAGGAUUGUUCGCCUCUGCCGCAAGAGGCGAACAUAACUGGAGAAUCUGAAUUUAACCCGUCUUCUGAAGACGACGAUGAACUGUUAAAAUACAUCUGGAGUGAAUAUUUGCAUCCCAAACAGUACGAGUGGGUUCUAAUCGCCGGCUAUAUCAUCGUGUUCAUAGUUUCGCUUGUAGGCAACACACUAGUUUGUACUGCUGUGUGGAAGAAUCAUCACAUGCGAACAGUUACAAACUAUUUCAUAGUAAACCUCUCCUUUGCGGAUGUGCUUGUCACCAUCACCUGUCUCCCUGCAAGUCUUGUGGUUGAUAUUACAGAAACUUGGUUCUUUGGCCAGACUCUUUGCAAAGUACUCCCAUAUUUACAAACUGUAUCUGUUUCUGUGUCUGUACUGACUUUAAGCUGCAUUGCACUGGACAGGUGGUAUGCCAUUUGCCAUCCUCUGAUGUUCAAAAGCACAGCCAAACGAGCAAGGAAAAGCAUAGUAAUUAUCUGGGUUGUGUCCUGUGUUAUAAUGAUCCCCCAGGCCAUAGUAAUGGAAUGUAGCAGCAUGGUUCCAGAGUUAACAAACAAAACCAGUUUGUUUACAGUUUGUGAUGAACACUGGGGAGGUGAAUUCUACCCCAAGGUGUACCACAUCUGCUUUUUCUUUGUUACAUAUUUGGCGCCUUUAUGCUUAAUGGUGUUGGCUUAUAUCCAGAUAUUUCACAAAUUAUGGUGCCGCCAGAUUCCAGGAACAUCUUCAGCUGUUCAAAAAAAAUGGACACCUUUACAGUGUUCAGCCCAAUCUUCUGGGCCAGAGACUAUAAAAAUGAAAAAGAACGCGGUGGCAGCAGAAAUCAAACAGGUUCGGGCCAGAAGAAAGACGGCUCGGAUGCUAGUGGUUGUUCUGUUUGUGUUUGUGCUGUGCUAUCUACCAAUCAGCAUCCUUAAUAUCCUGAAAAGAGUAUUUGGCACUUUUAACCAUACGAAUGACAGAGAAACUGUGUAUGCCUGGUUUACAUUUUCACACUGGUUGGUAUAUGCAAAUAGUGCUGCAAACCCCAUCAUAUAUAAUUUCCUUAGUGGAAAGUUCAGAGAAGAAUUUAAAGCAGCAUUCUCUUGCUGCUGUUUUAGAAGGAAUCAACAAAGAGAAGAGCAUCAGAGAAGAGGACAAGCAAGCACUGAGAGUCGGAAAUCUCUGACUACACAAAUCAGCAAUUUUGAUAACAUUUCAAAGACAUCAGAACAUGUAAUUCUAACAAGUAUCACAAUGUAUCGUGCAAACAAUAAUGAGGACAACAUAAACUGGUAGCAAAGCAUUAUGGUUCUUCACUGGGGAUUCCGUGGGGGUGCCGCAUUGGCUUUGGCACUGCCAGGGUUGGGGAGGUGGGGUCCAGCUUAGACUCUCUUCACCACUCUACGGCGAUCCCUACAGGCCAAGUGCUGGGUGAGCUUGGGGGCGGAGAUUUGCUGGUCUGGUCAUUGUCCUCCA